This is a messenger RNA of Capronia coronata CBS 617.96, 1134 nucleotides long. Its product is annotated as (S)-2-hydroxy-acid oxidase. The transcript is spliced from 8 exons. Lineage: Eukaryota; Fungi; Ascomycota; Eurotiomycetes; Chaetothyriales; Herpotrichiellaceae. The record is from RefSeq and is a predicted model, not a curated record. The coding region runs from base 1 to 1134 and encodes 377 amino acids. Gene Ontology annotation, molecular function: FMN binding; oxidoreductase activity.
AUGGCUCCCUCAACCCCAGAGCCCAUCGUCAUGACGAUAGCAGACCUUAAGGAGGCCGCGUCCAGAAAGAUGGCUCCAAUGAUUCGAGAUUACUAUAAUGGAGGAUCGAUGGACCAACUUACACUGCGCGACAACGAAAGCUCCUUUAACAGAUUCAAGAUCCGACCACGGAUCUUAUCCGACGUUUCGAACAUCGACACUUCUAUCACGAUCAUGGGUCAGAAGGUGCCGCUGCCUUUUGGCUUCGCACCAGCAGCGAUGCAUUGCCUCGCACAUCCAGAUGGCGAAAAAGCGACGUCUAGAGCAGCUGCGAAGAUGGGCAUCCCCAUGGGCCUUUCGACCUAUUCUACCGUGUCACUGGAGGACGUCAGACGCGAAGGCGGCGACAAUCCGUAUGCCUUCCAGCUGAGUAUUCUCAAGGAUCGCCAAACAAGUCUGGCUUGGAUCAAGCGAGCCGAGGCUGCGGGCUACAAGGCUCUCUUCAUCACAGUCGAUGCACCGGUGCUGGGGAAGCGAAUCAAUGAGCGAUCCGGGGUGAAGUUCGAGCUACCCGAAACCAUGUCGCUCCCGAAUCUGUCGGACUCAAUGGACGCGAACAGCUUGGCCUCGGGAAAGGCCACUGUGGUCCGGUCAUACAAGCACUCCGGACGCGAUGCGAGCAACUCCUGGCAAUCGGUGAUUCCGUGGGUCAAGACCAACACGAAGCUAGAGAUCUGGCUCAAAGGAAUCUAUUGCGCCGAGGAUGUCCAGCUCGCCAUCAAGUAUGAACUCGACGGCGUCAUUGUCUCGAACCAUGGAGGCAGACAACUGGACGGCGUUCCAGCCACCAUCGAUGCCCUGCCAGAGUGCGCGGCUGCCGCAAAAGGGCGUAUCAAGGUCGGCAUUGAUGGAGGCAUUCGUCGAGGUACCGAUAUCUUCAAAGCGCUUGCUUUGGGUGCUGAUGUCUGCUUCAUGGGUCGCGUGCCACUUUGGGGUCUUGCCUACAAUGGCCAGGAGGGUGUCGAAUGGGCCAUCAAGACACUAGAAGAGGAACUCAGGACAGCCAUGGCUUUGGCUGGCUGUGCAUCGAUCAAGGAGAUUUCGAGGCAACAUCUUUCCAUCAUUGGUGCCAAUGGUUUACUUGCUCGGUUGUAG